Loa loa (African eye worm) is the source of this 387-nucleotide messenger RNA. RefSeq lists its product as hypothetical. Lineage: Eukaryota; Metazoa; Nematoda; Chromadorea; Rhabditida; Onchocercidae. Bases 1 to 387 code for a protein of 128 amino acids. The transcript is spliced from 4 exons. The record is from RefSeq and is a predicted model, not a curated record.
AUGGAAUUAAAUUAUUUUUAUACUGCAAAAGAAUCGCUGCUAUUUAACCAUCAAAAAAAGAAAGAAGUAUUCACAUCCAUAUUUGCAAUACGAUGUGAUGAUGAUAAAUUCCCGUUGCGUAAUCAAUUUUUAUGGUUAUUGAAAUUUUCAGUACUAAUCAGUAAUCUGCCUAUCACUGGCAUCGUUGGUAACUUAGGACUGAAGAGAUUUAUUAGGAUUCUGAAGAAAAUUAGCUAUAACCUGUUUGGUAAUGCUAGGGUAGGCAACGAUCGGCUCAAUCACUUUUUUUUUCCACCUGCCACCGUGAGUAUUGACAAUGAUGAAUGCGAAUCUCAACAAAUGCCUCCGUCCAUUCCAUUUCCAACAAUUAUCGUCAUCCAAAAAUGA